AUGGCCGACCCGGCGAGCCCCCGACCGUCCGGCGCGUCCGAGAGCCCGCGCUCCAGCUACGUCCGUCGUCGGAAGCAACACCAAGACGGCGACCACGAUGCCAUGUUCCCGCGGUCCCUCGGCAGGGCCUACCUUGGCGACCCGGGGUCCGUCCCCGCCAGCAGACGCAGUUCCGUCGUCGACAUGGCGCACAUCGACGAGAUGGUUCCUGACGACAAGAUGGACACGGACACGUACGGCGUGUCGGAGCUGCGUGAUGGCUUCUUCGAUGGCAUGUUCCUGAAGCCUUCGCUCCUGCAUGAGCAAGAGCUGCUGGAGCACGCCGAGGAGACCCUGCCCGCCGCCUUUGACAAGGGUUCGCCUCUCGCCCCGAAGUACUUUUUGCCACGGCAGUGGCACGAACUCAAGUCGCUGUCUAGGCGCGUCACGAAGACGCGGGCAGGAAUCCGCCUGCUCAAGUCCUUUACUGCUUUCUUCAUCGCCUACGUCUUGUGUCUCGUUCCGGCCGUGCGUGACUGGCUGGGACGGUAUCCGUCCAUCAUGGUCGUUUCCGUCAUCAUCAACCACCCGGCGCGCGCCCUCGGAGCGCAGCUUGACGGCGCCAUUCUCACAAUCAUUGGCACCGCAGCGGGCCUGGGAUGGGGAGUCGUCGGGCUCCUGUUGUCCACGUCGACCCUCGCCGCCCAGGCCGGAUACGGAGGCAUCCUGGCCCUGUUCCUCGCGCUCUUCAUGACGGCCGCCGCGCUCCUGCGUUCCUUCUGGAACAGAUUCUACCAGGCAGCGCUGUGCGCCGGCAUUGCUAUUACCUUCACCACGUUGGCCGAGACGAGCAGCCACGAUAUUGCGUGGUCCAAGCUGCUCAGCUACGGCAUCCCCUGGCUGCUCGGCCAGGCGAUUGCCCUUGUCGUCAACUGCGUCGUCUUUCCGGAUGCGGGUGCCAGAGCGCUCGCCACUACCCUGCACAAAGCGUUCGAAGCGAUGCAGGAGGCUUUGGUCAUCCCACGACCUCGCGACAACAGGUUGCGGAGGCGUCUUGCCAAGAUAUUCGUCGACUUGUCGACAGCGGCUCGUGAUCUGAAACUGGACAUAUCUAUCACUCGAUUCCGUCCGGAUGAUGUUUCGGACCUUCGUAACCUGAUGCAGGCCGUUAUCCGCGCCCUACUCUCGCUCGAGACUGAAACCUUCUUAUUCGUCGACUCUGACCAGGAGGAUGACGUUGUCAUCACCGUCCACGGCCCAUCGUCCGUGCCGUUUGACGACACGUCUUCCAUGGCCAGCGAAGCGGACAUCACUACCAAAGUUGUCAGCGAGAUGGCUGCACCAACUAGAGAGGUCAUUUCCUCCAUGACUGAAGGCCUAUUGCGGUGCCAAGCCGUGUUGAUGGACUUGUCGGGAUAUCGCAGGUACCUGGGGCCCGCAGCUCAAGUGUCGUCGGAUAUUGGGCCUAUCCAGAUUCGAUUGAGGCAGGCAAAGGCCGCGUUCGACAUGGUCGAGUCUCGGCUUCUCGAGUCUGGUGACCUGCCGCCUUCGACAUUACGCGACUCGCAGGUCGUGCAGCUUUUCGUAUUCGCUAGGCACGUCCGCGAAACUGCCGCCACCAUCGAGAAUCUCAUGGCAAAGAUCGAGUCGAUGCAGCAUCUUUCGGAGUGGCCGAGGCUGUACCUGCCAUCGUAUCCCCUCAGGAAGGCAUUGCAUCGCUCGAACGCCCAAGUGAGACACGACCGUGGAGGUGCCGCGGCCACGUCCUACGACAUGACUUUCAUAGGCAUCGUGCGGCUGCUCGACAAGCUCAAGUCCCGUGAGCACCACCCGCUCAACCAAAAUGACCCUGGAGACGAGGGCAUGGGCUUGAGGGCUGAAGUCUCGCACGCCACAAUGGAUGCCAAGGUCGACGGCUUCUCCCCGCCUAAGGAGACGUUUCGCCACAAGCUCUGGCACACCCUCCACCGCCUCCAGGGCUUCGAGAGCCGGUAUGCCUUUAAGGUCUGUCUGGUGACGACCUUGCUCUCAGUCCCGGGUUACAUGGAAGUGAAUAGUUCCUGGUGGGACAAGUACGAGGUGUGGUGGGCUGUCACCAUGAGCUGGAUCGCGAUGCAUCCGAGGAUUGGUGGAAACUUACAGGACCUCGUCAUUAGAGCAUCUCUGGCAAUUCUGGGAGCUGCCUGGAGCGGGGCCGCGUAUGCCGCCGGCAACGGAAACCCAUAUGUCAUGGCGGUGUUUGCCGCCAUCUAUAUGAUUCCCAUGCUCUAUCGCUAUACGCAGAGCACGCAUCCGCGCUCCGGGCUCGUUGGAUGCCUGUCAUUUACCGUCAUCUCUCUCGGGCUUCAGGUCAAUGGCGCAGACAGCGAUACGUCCCCGGCCUUGCUUGCCGUGCUCAAGGGCACCGUGUUCGUUGUCGGCACGAUCGCCCCUAUACCUGUAAACUGGGUCCUGUGGCCGUUUGUGGCGCGGCACGAGCUCCGGUAUGCAUUGUCGUCUAUGCUCUUUUUCAUGAGCGUCAUCUAUCGCGGUGUCGUGGCCAAAUAUGUAUAUUUUGAAGAGGGCGAGGACCCCACGCCUGAAGACGUCCAGCGAUCUGAGCUACUCGAGGGGCGCCUGAGAGAAGGUUUCGUUCGGAUUAGACAGCUACUGAUCCUCACCAGAAAGGAGAUGCGCCUCAGGGCGCCUUUCGACGCGAGGCCGUACUCCGCCCUCGCCGACACCUGCGAACGCUUCUUUGAGUACCUCAUUGCCGUCCGCCAAUCUGCCCUGUUCUAUAACCCGGGCCACAUACGCGACAAUCCCGUGGCGGCGCAGCAGCUUCUUAGCUACAGACGCGAUGCUGUGGCAUCGAUCCUGGCCAAUUUGUACACACUCGCCGGCGCCCUGCGGUCGCAGCGCAAGGUUCCUCGAUACCUUCCCAGCGCCGCCGCCGCCAGGAAGAGACUGCUCCUCAAGUCGGCCCAGGUCGAGGAGGAAAUGUCGCGAAACGCCGAGGAGAGCGACGUGCAGUGGCACAAGAAGUGGAGCAACAUCUACAGCUUCUCGUACAACGAGAGCCUCACGGGCUGCGUCGCGCAGCUGGAGGAGUUGGAGCGGUACACGAAGCUCAUUGUAGGCGAGCAGAGCUUUGAUGAUGAGUUCAAGGACGAGGAGCAGGAUUCGGACGAUGGACACGAAGAAUCAUGA
Molecule: messenger RNA, 3168 nt
Organism: Purpureocillium lilacinum
Lineage: Eukaryota; Fungi; Ascomycota; Sordariomycetes; Hypocreales; Ophiocordycipitaceae
Source: RefSeq, a predicted model, not a curated record